Molecule: messenger RNA, 888 nt
Organism: Vairimorpha ceranae
Lineage: Eukaryota; Fungi; Microsporidia; Nosematidae
Exons: 1
Coding region: 1-888 (295 amino acids)
Source: RefSeq, a predicted model, not a curated record
AUGGUCGAUAAAAAAAGAAAAAGUAAAAGAUUGAGUACAAGAAAAAAAAAUAAAAUAGUAAAAAAGAUAAGAAAACAAGAAAAAGAUAGACGUAGAGAAGCCAGAAUGAAAAGAAAAAGCAAAGCCAAAAUUCCAAAACAUAUUCUUAUGACUGAUGAAGAUGUACAAAAGAUGAAUGAUAUUAAAAAUAAUGAACGUAAUCGUAAAGAUAUAGUAAUUGAUUUAGAGGACCCUUUUGAAAAAUUUAUUAAAAAUAACGAUUUUUUUAUUUUAGUCUUAGAUCCAAGAGAUACGUUUAGUCUUCCAGAUUUUACAAUUUUUCAAUCUAAACCAUUUUGUAUUGUUUUGAAUUAUAAAAAUGAUAUCCCGUUAAAUUUUUUAUUUAAAUUGUAUGAAAAUGCCAAGAAAAGUUACAAUACAUUUAUUGUAGCCAAGGACAUAGCUACUGAAAGCCUUAAGUCUAUACACAAUGAUUUUAUAUCUUUUGUAAACGACUUUUCAGGAUCAAUAGGCAUCUUAGGCGAACAUCAUGUGGGUAAAAAUUUUGUUAAGACGUUUAUUCCAGAAAGCAAUAUUUUUACAAUUGAAUCCAAACAAUCUCUUAGUAGUUUAUUAAGAAAAUGCUUACCUAUGAGAAAGGUUCUUUACAAAGAUUUAUUAAAAUCUCUUGUUGAAACACAAGACUUUAAAGAAAAGUUAAGUUUAUACUUUGCCAUUCCCCUUUACGACACUUUUAAUGAUUUUGUUGAGUUGGUCGCGGAAAAAAAAAUGAUUCGCAAGAAUAAGGAAUUUAGUGUGUCAAAGAUUUUACUGGACGAAUUUUAUGAAAAAAGAAUUUUAUUUUUUUACGACAUAAAUAACAUUUUACAAAUUUCUUUUAAUAAAUAA